AUAACAAAAUUCAAUUUAAGAGCCUUCUAACAAAAGAAAGAAGUUCUGUUUAACAGCCUCAAUCUCCUCUUGCAGUGUUAAACCCUAACAAAAUCUCAGUUACAAAUUCGCAAUUUCGUUGCUCCUCACAAAUAUCUCAAAGCUUCUACAAUGGAAAACGAAGGAAGCAGCAACAACAGCAAUGAAGUCCCGCCAUCUCAUCUUCUACAGUCUGUCUCCCUUUCACCUCAACCGCAGAUGAGUUUGAAGGAGAGGUUCGAUUUAAUAAGGAGCAUUGGUGAAGAGUGCAUACAAGAGGAUGAAUUGGAGAGAUUGUUGGCCAACAAGCCUCAGAUUAUCUGCUAUGAUGGAUUUGAACCAUCCGGAAGAAUGCAUAUUGCUCAGGGAGCUAUGAAGGCAAUUAAUGUCAACAAACUGACUUCUGCUGGAUGCCAAGUGAAGUUGUAGAUUGCUGAUAGGUUUGCACUGAUGAACAAGAAAAUGGGAGGUGACUUGAAUAAAAUUCAAGUGACAGGGAAAUACAUGAUUGAGAUUUGGAAAGCUUUAGGAAUGAACACUGAAGGAGAUCAGGUACAAUUUCUGUGGUCUUCUGAUGAGAUCAACUCCCGGGGUCACGAGUACUGGCCCCUCGUAGAAGACAUAGCCAUAAAAAACACGCUUUCUAGGAUUGUGAGGUGCGGUCAAAUUAUGGGCCGCUCAGAGCAAGAUGAAUUGUCAGCAGCCCAAAUAUUUUACCCAUGCAUGCAAUGUGCUGAUAUAUUCUUUCUUAAGGCUGACAUCUGCCAGAUGGGUAUGGACCAGCGGAAGGUCAAUAUGUUGGCUAGGGAGUACUGUGAUGCUAUCAAAAGAAAAAAUAAGCCUAUUAUACUGUCACAUCAUAUGCUCCCCGGUUUGCUGGAAGGACAGGAAAAGAUUUCAAAGAGUGAUCCAUCUUCUUCUAUCUUCAUGGAGGAUGAAGAGGCUGAUGUAAAAUUGAAGAUAAAGAAAGCCUUCUGCCCUCCAAAAGUGGUGGAAAAGAACCCAUGCUUAGAGUACAUCAAAUACAUUGUUAUCCCAUGGUUCAAUGAGUUCACAGUUGAACGGAAACCAGAGAAUGGGGGUGAUAAGACUUUCAAGAGUUUUGAAGAUUUAGUUGUCGACUACGAAAGUGGAGAACUGCAUUCUGGAGAUCUCAAACCUGCUCUUGCAAAAGCAGUAAACCAGCUACUUCAGCCGGUACGUGAUCAUUUCAAUAACGAUCCGAAGGCUAAGGAGCUUUUGAAAAGGGUGAAGGUAUGCGCAUUUGACUUCUUUCUCAACUUUGAACUGUAUGGAACUGAUGACAAGCAAAUGUGGAAUGUUAGCCUAAAAAAAUACUCAGUUCAAAUAAUUAGCUAAGUGAUUUUCAAGUAUGAAUAUCAUAUAUGAUUGUUUGAUGAAAAUUACUGUGGGCGAUGAACUAAGUAAUCGAAUUCAUUUGGGGUGAUAGACAAUCUAGCGUGUAAAACCAAAGAUUUUUAGAUGAUCAAGCUUGCACUUUUUAUGUAGUCUCAAGAAAUGAUACAUUUGUGUCUUGUUAGAGUAAGAAAUUAAAUAGGGAUUCUGGGAUCACAUUGUUAGAUAUCUGGGACACGAAGAGAGAAUAUAGGAUUCUCUUUUUCCAGAAUUUAUUACAUAUGUGGCUGAGGCCUGAGGGGUAUUAUAUGUGUCAACUCGUGGAACCUCGUUUUAUAUGUUAUGAACAUGGAUAAGACGUGAUGAAUGAAGAUAAUCUCACUCUAAAAACAAAUUCAGAAUCGGCCUCUCUGAGACCUUUCGAAUCUUAUAUACACUGAGAGGGUUAUAUUCAGACAAUAAUUUAAAAUAUCAUAGGUAUCUGAAAUAUAUAUAUUUGCAUCAUAAUUUCAACUCCAUUGCUCAUUUAACAUGAGUUCUACACGGCGUGCUUCUGUUGUUUUUCGUGUAUAUGCCCUGUUAAUUUUACCAUUCAUGUUUAUCCCUUUUGUAUAAUAUUUUGCAUACAAUGCAGAGUUACAAGGUAACCAGAUGAUGUAUAAUGAAAGCAAAACCACACAUUUACCAAUAGGGGAUUGCGAACUUUUGGUCUUGUAUCACAAUAGCAUGAUAUUAACCCCCCUUUUGUUUUUCUUUUUCUUUUUUUAUUUAUGGGGAUGACACUAAGUUUCGAAUUUUCCAUCAGUUAUACAUAUUUCUGAUCA
Salvia miltiorrhiza (redroot sage) is the source of this 2198-nucleotide messenger RNA. Its product is annotated as tyrosine--tRNA ligase 1, cytoplasmic-like. Bases 469 to 1377 code for a protein of 302 amino acids. Gene Ontology annotation, molecular function: tyrosine-tRNA ligase activity; ATP binding. Lineage: Eukaryota; Viridiplantae; Streptophyta; Magnoliopsida; Lamiales; Lamiaceae. The transcript is spliced from 9 exons. Gene Ontology annotation, biological process: tRNA aminoacylation for protein translation. The record is from RefSeq and is a predicted model, not a curated record.